AUGGCACCCCGACGACUUCCUCCCCCCUAUCACCUGCGCUCGAAAGUAACAUCCCUGGAGGAGAGAUUUAAACGUUUAAACGUUGAAAGCGAAGACAAACAUUUCCGAAAAUUUUCUCAGAGUGUUCCACCUCGUCUUGUUGAAAGAUACUUGGAGAUCCUGGAGGAGCUUUUCAAACAUUUCAGGGUAGCGCCCGGAAAUCUGGAAUUGGGAGCACUGACUUUGAAGGUUGCCACUGGGGUGAUCAUCCUGGCAUGGGACAAAAUAAGUUCGGCCUUUGGCGCUAAAGAAAACAAGUCUAUAGAAGAUAAAUUCGUCGAGCUCGCUUUCCUCAGACGUUACCCAGAUUACUAUGAAAACGAACAAAUCGAUUGGGAAGCGAGAGCUUCGAUUUUCAGUGUUUCUUUAGACCAGGGCCGCUCCAUUUUGGAACGCGCGACUGAGCCUAGCACCGUGGCCGUCGAUGUUGUUCGAAAGGGCUAUCUCUCAGAUUAUGUCGGACGCGAUGAAAUUGUCACCCCGAUCCUCAGCACCCUGAACGAAAACGCAUCAUCAUGGCGACCAGAGGAAUAUCAUGCGCCCUACACAUCUCUCAUUGGGCCAACGAUGAUUGGCAAAACACGCUUGCUGAUGGAACUGGCAGAUGAAAUUUGUGUAGUCUACAUUUGCCUACGUCUCCCAAAUUCCAGUGGAGAACCAAAACGAUCCCAGCUUGCAACCGAAAUGCUCGAGACACCCCUCGGCGCAGAUCUCGAAGUUUACUAUGUCCAACUUAUCACUGCAAUCCUAUCUGUCACUAUCAAAUUUUUUCAGUCUGCCUCAAAAAGAAAGGAUCGCAAAGAAUUAUUUCGAGCAUGGUACCAGCACCACAAUUCACCCAACACAAAAUUCUACUCAAACGUCCAAUCGGAAUUAAAAAGAUUGACCGGCAAGAACGAUGCGGUCCACCAGCUUAUCCUUGCAGCUGAAAAACUUGGGAAGACCCACAUCCUGAAAAGCUCUCCAUUGAAGGUAUUACUGGCAAUUGACGAGGCUAACACGUUGCUUGACAAACCAAAAAAUCGAACGGUAUCUUCUGAAAACCAAAGUGAAGAGCCGCCACUGUUCCGCUUUUUCCGCCGCGCCUUGAGAAAUGUGCCAGACAGCUCUGGUUUCUUUGCUAUCUUGGUUGACACAAAUUCCUGUGUGGCCAAUUUCAGCCCAAGAACUGAAGAUGACCCCAGCUGCCGAUCUAUAGGCACCCGCGCUGAACCGUUCAAGCUGUACCCCCCUAUCUAUGAAUUACGCACCAUGGACCGGAUGGUCCCUGCCGACCCACCGAGAAGCUGGGCAGAAUUGUUCUUGCCUGAGCGGCUUUGUAGUUAUGGGGUUCCUUUCUUUGGUUCAUACCUGAAAACAAAGAUGAGGGCAAACCUCUCUGUAGCUGUUGAUAAAAUGGCUCGAUUUGCUUUGAAUAAACUUCUUUGCUCCUUCAAGGAGGGCCCCAUCAAAAUAACUGAAUCUCGGGCACUUGCCUUACUCGGUCCAACAAUUGGUGUUCCUCUACAUGGCCAGGCACGUCUAAAUUCUCAGCUGAUGGCGUCUCAUGCGGCACAUUGCGGCUACAUUGAUGCAAACCGCGAUUCUCAAUAUGCCUUCUAUCCAUCGCAGCCAAUAUAUGCAUUAGCUGCUAACUACUAUCUUCAGACAAAUGAGGAUGUACUGAUAUCAUGUAUCAAUUCUCUAACCGCCGUCUUAUCUCAAGGUGAUGUUGGUCCGGGAGAUGCUGGUGAAAUUGCAAGCAGAAUCAUCCUACUUUGCGCCAUGAACAAAACUGCAGCUGAUAUGAAGACUGCAAAGGAAACCUCGGCCGAUCUUAUAGGCGUGAAACACAUAUCAUUUCCCGAUCCAGUUCCAGUGAUCAAAUUCUUGGAGACUCUUACUGGAAUAUCGGCACACGAGCUACCUCUUGGCUCAAUUGAUGCCAAUCACAAGCGUAAAUUGCUCGAGCAUGGAAUGAUGUUCUGGAAUCAUUUCAUGCAUUUCUCGGAGAGGCCGACGACUGAAUCGAUGCUUGAAUGCCUGCACAGAGGAUUGGCCUUACAAUGUCGGUCAAACCAAGAAGCGUUUGACCAAGUCUUGACAAUCUACCUGAAAGACCAAUUUGAAGAUGAGUUGGAUGAGGCAAAUGUCACAUUUUGUGGCAUACAGGUCAAAAACCGCAAGUAUGACUCUGAAUUGAAGAAUUCCCAGGGUAAGAUGAAUCCCGAAAAAGCCAAGAUUGAAAUCAAAGAAAAAACAAACCCCUACCUCUCCCUAUACUUUACCUUGCAAAACACUCCCCCAAAGAAGAAGGAAAAUUACAAAAGACAAGACAAUUACAAAUUACCCUCUAAUGGACCACCAGAUUAUCGGCAGGCGUCUUUAGUAUUCUAUGGACUUGAUUCGUUUCAUUUUCUUAGCCCGGGAUUGAAGGAGGCCUUGAAGCAGCUCAUUGAUAUUCGCACAGAUCUUGUAUCACGACAUGGAAAACGUAAACAAGGACUUGAUUAUGUGACAGACUUUUUUCUGCGCUCUACUGCUCGUCGUCUCAAUUAA
Molecule: messenger RNA, 2577 nt
Organism: Puccinia graminis f. sp. tritici CRL 75-36-700-3
Lineage: Eukaryota; Fungi; Basidiomycota; Pucciniomycetes; Pucciniales; Pucciniaceae
Exons: 2
Coding region: 1-2577 (858 amino acids)
Source: RefSeq, a predicted model, not a curated record